Messenger RNA from Hylaeus anthracinus, 840 nucleotides. RefSeq lists its product as uncharacterized. The transcript is spliced from 5 exons. The coding region runs from base 66 to 503 and encodes 145 amino acids. Lineage: Eukaryota; Metazoa; Arthropoda; Insecta; Hymenoptera; Colletidae. The record is from RefSeq and is a predicted model, not a curated record.
UUUAUUUCGGUUUUGAUUUUUCUAUUUUUUAUUUUCGACCGUAAAACUCACGUGGUUACGCAAACAUGAAGUCCUGGAUCAAAAUCGUAUCGCUGUUCACACUAUUUUAUCUGUCCACGAUCGUUUCUGCUCGUCCUGGCUACGGAAGAUUCACGAAUGAGAAUCAAAUUGGCGCUCACGAUGCUGUGUUGAAUUUCGCGAGAACAGGAGAAGAUGAUUUAGCAGGGAAAAUGAACGAAGAAUUAUUAGGAGUGGUUAAUGAGCGGCAGAAACGAUUAUCGGAUCAAAGGCGAGCAGAAUUAGAGACCCUGAUGGCCCUCUAUAAAAUGACUGGAAAAUUACACCCCACAGUGAUGAGGAGUGGCCGACAAUUGGACAUAUCGAAAAUUGGCCGCAGGAAACGUUCCGUGUUCGAUAUGAACAUGAAGAAUCUGCGAAAACUCUUCCGACUCUCGGGACAACUCGGCUACAAAGGAAACGCGGCUUAUCCUGUUGUUAGUUGAAGCUUUGGGGCAGUAUAGAAGACAUGGACGUUAAUUUUAUUUGCCAAAUGAGGUACACUAUAAAUCAAAAAAGGAUGGACCCUGGAAUGAAGAAGAAAAAAAGGAAUCUCGUUCGAUGUAUCAGUUCCUCACACGAAACUAUCGCGAACGGAUCGCGAAUUAAGUGUUUCAAUGAAAAUCACUAUUACACGACAACUCCUAAUGCAUUCUACAACAACGACAACUACAAUCACUCGACUUAUUUAUUUAACGCGAACGAAAGUUCUGAAAAUUAUAUUGUCAGAUAUUUGUAUCUAUUUCUCAUCAAAUUCAUCAAAUAAAUUAUUUAUUUAUCACA